Pteropus alecto (black flying fox) is the source of this 3180-nucleotide messenger RNA. RefSeq names its product tigger transposable element derived 2 (gene TIGD2). The record is from RefSeq and is a predicted model, not a curated record. NCBI's taxonomy places the organism in Eukaryota, Metazoa, Chordata, Mammalia, Chiroptera, Pteropodidae. Gene Ontology annotation, molecular function: DNA binding. Gene Ontology annotation, cellular component: nucleus. The transcript has 2 exons. Bases 1248 to 2825 code for a protein of 525 amino acids.
CGGCUCCGGCGGCGACGCUCGCUGCUUGCUGCUGCCGCGCCACCGGUGUCAACGUCCCUCCAGAGACUCCAUUUGCUCUCAGGGCGUUCUGGCAGCUUCUCAGGCAGGCGGAGAGCGAUGCCCCCGGUCCGUGGACUGGCGUCCCCUGGGCCAAGCAGCCGCUUGCUUGCUGGCUUGCUGCGGCGGUGACACCCUGGUCGCCAGCGGCCACGGAGGAAUCCGGGCUCCCUCCGCGUGAGCAAAGACGUCCCGCGCUCCAGAGCUCGCCCUGCGGGGAGAGGCCCACGCUUACGCGGCUUCUCUCUGACCUCUUAAUUUCAGGAGGUUUCGGAGGCUCCGAGUGCCUACACAGCCCCCCACAGGAACUACAGUACUUCUGUUGGCCCAUUGAGGAUCAUCCUUCACCAGGAUUAUUGUAACAUCAUUACUGAGCCUUCCACCCAUACCCUCUACCAUGAGUCCUGAUUUCUACCAAUGAAAAUUUAAUGCUUGCUUUAAUCAUAUGACAACACCUCUUGUCUACCCCUUUUCCUUUCCAAUUGCUGAAUACAUUAGGUAUAAGUUUGUGUCGUGUUAAAGUACAAAGUUUUCUGCCUGUUCACUUUUGCCUUAUUUGCACUGCUCACUUCUGCCCAGCCUGCCUUACUUUGCUUAUGAUUUCCAUAACGACUCACUUGUGUAACCUGUAGAGCAGUCGUUGCCUGAAGAGGCAGCAUUCCAUACAAUAAUACACUGCCUGAAAAAAAAAAGUUAUGGGAUGAGUUUUCCCACUAUAUUUAACUAUAUGUCAAGUCUGGAAGUCUUCUCUUAAACUAUUUAUUCCUCAGCACAAUUCCCAAAAUACUUACACCUGAGUUUUAGUUCCUUUAGCAAAGAACCUCACCUGUAAUGAUGGCAAGAACUGAGUGUGCAAUAAGACUGUUUUAGAGACCUUGCUAAUACAAUAUUGGUUGCAGUCUCCAUUGAGAUUGUAGUUCUUGAAAAAACCUUAAACUAAAUGAGGAAGAGAGAUAGAGACACUAGGGUUAAUUAGAGCUAGUCCUUGUAGAAGGAACUUUGUAAGUUUUGAAAUAGCAAAGUGAAGAGAGCCACAUAGGCCUUGCCUGGAAAUUAGCCAGCACAGGAUUCAUCUAGGUCCUAGGAAGACAGGGGAGGAAUUUUAAAACCCCAUUUCUAGUCUCAUUGUGUUCAAAUCUAAGUUGUUAAAUAUCUUGCUCUAGUCAUCUCCUGAAAUAUUAGACAUUAAAAUGUUGGGGAAACGUAAACGCGUGGUGUUGACAAUUAAGGACAAGCUUGACAUUAUUAAGAAACUAGAAGAAGGUAUCUCUUUCAAAAAACUUUCUUUGGUGUAUGGAAUUGGUGAAUCCACAGUUCGUGAUAUUAAAAAGAACAAAGAAAGGAUAAUAAACUAUGCAAAUAGUUCAGAUCCUACAAGUGGGGUAUCCAAACGUAAAUCUAUGAAGUCAUCAACAUAUGAGGAACUUGAUAGAGUUAUGAUAGAGUGGUUUAACCAACAGAAAACAGAUGGGAUUCCAGUGUCUGGAACGAUUUGUGCAAAACAAGCCAAGUUCUUUUUUGAUGCUUUGGGGAUGGAAGGUGAUUUUAAUGCAUCAUCUGGCUGGCUAACUCGUUUUAAGCAGCGCCAUGGUAUUCCAAAGGCUGCUGGUAAAGGAACAAAAUUAAAAGGAGAUGAAACUGCUGCCAAUGAAUUUUGUGGUAACUUUCAGGAAUUUGUUGAGAGAGAGAAUCUACAACCAGAGCAAAUUUAUGGUGCUGAUCAAACUGGAUUGUUUUGGAAAUGUUUACCAUCAAGGACAUUAGCUCUUGAAACUGAGCACAGUACUUCUGGUUAUAGGUCAAGCAGAGAGCGAAUCAUUAUUAUGUGUUGUGCAAAUGCCACAGGUUUACACAAACUGAAUCUUUGUGUUGUGGGAAAAGCAAAAAAACCCCGUGCAUUCAAAGGAACUGACAUUUCAAACCUUCCUGUCACUUAUUUCAGUCAAAAAAGUGCAUGGAUAGAACAUUCUGUUUUCAGGCAGUGGUUUGAAAAAUACUUUGUGCCACAGGUACAGAAGCAUUUGAAAUCCAAGGGUCUUCUAGAAAAAGCAGUGCUGCUUUUGGAUUUUCCACCAGCACAUCCAGAUGAAGAAUUGUUGAGUUCAGAUGAUGGCAGAAUAAUUGUGAAAUAUUUGCCACCAAAUGUCACAAGUCUAAUUCAACCUAUGAGCCAGGGAGUUCUAGCCACGUUAAAAAGAUACUACCGUGCAGGACUUCUACAGAAAUACAUGGAUGAAGGAAUUGACCCAAAAAUGUUUUGGAAGAACUUGACAGUGUUGGAUGCAAUUUAUGAAGUAUCAAGAGCUUGGAAUAUGGUAAAAUCAAGUACCAUAACCAAGGCAUGGAAAAAACUUUUCCCUGGCAAUGAAGAGAAUUCAGGUAUGAACAUUGAUGAAGGAGCCAUUUUAGCAGCUAACUUAGCAACGGUUUUACAGAAUACAGAAGACUGUGAACAUGUUGACAUUGAGAACAUUGAUCAGUGGUUUGAUUCCCGGAGUAAUGACUCAAGCUGUCGGGUGCUAACUGACAGUGAAGGUGCUGAGGACCAGUCCAAGCCUGCUGAGCAAAAGCCCUCCAACAAGACUAGAAAAACAGAGCUGCAUCCAGAGAGGCACAUUAGCCAUAAAGCUGCACUUGAAUGGACUGAUAAUUUACUGGAUUAUCUAGAACAACAGGAUGACAUGCUUCUGUCUGAUAAACUGGUAUUACGGAGACUUCGAACGAUAAUAAGAAGAAAGCAGAAGAUCCAAAAUAACAAAAAUCAUUAAUAGUGCUCUUAAGGGUUUCAGUGUAUUUACAUUUUUGUGACUUUAUCUUCAGUGGAAAUUAUCUUGCUUGAAGUACUAUGGAUUUCAAGGCCAAAUACAUUUUAUAAAUGAUUUUAGGAUUAGAUGCCAUUUUGGAUUACUUAAAUUACUGCUCUUUAACGUCGAUCUUAGUAAGUGAGCGUUGACAUGUAACUUGUCUGUCAUCUGUUUCUAAUCUGUAUUAUACUAAUUAGAUCAUAAGGUUCCUGAGGCCAGGGAUCUUAUGUCUGUUUUGUGCCUGAAUUUCAUUGUGUCUAAUAGAGGACCGUGCACACUAUAGGCAAUCAAUAAAUCUUACUUAAAUUGAAUUUUUAUG